Penicillium verhagenii is the source of this 660-nucleotide messenger RNA. RefSeq names its product 2-isopropylmalate synthase. The coding region runs from base 1 to 660 and encodes 219 amino acids. Gene Ontology annotation, molecular function: 2-isopropylmalate synthase activity. The record is from RefSeq and is a predicted model, not a curated record. Lineage: Eukaryota; Fungi; Ascomycota; Eurotiomycetes; Eurotiales; Aspergillaceae. The transcript has a single exon. Gene Ontology annotation, cellular component: mitochondrion. Gene Ontology annotation, biological process: L-leucine biosynthetic process.
AUGCUCCCAUCUGAUAUGUUACAACAAAACACUCAACGGGUGAUCCAGCAAACUUUAGGCCUCAGUCCACCUUGGGGAUUACUAUAUGAGUUCACCGAUAAGCUCUACAGCAGCUGUCAUGACGCGGAGCGACUUAUUUGCCCUAAAACGGUUACAGACAGGUUUCUUGAGAUCUACAUAGGCCCAACAGAAAGCAAGAGGAACUUUGGAUCAAAGACUAGUGCUGCGUCUACCCCAAAAGAAAGAAAACUUUCCCUUUCUGAUUAUGAGAUUACGGAUCACGAGAACCCCUCACCUACAGAUGGACGAGAGAUCAUCACUGCUUUGAUUGGCCACAUCGAGGUCAAUGGGCAGUCAUUCUGGACCCAGGGUAUCGGCAACGGAGCAAUAGGAUGUUUGAAUGAAUCUCUUCUUCACUCGAUAGGUCUGGUUGUUGAGAUACUCGAAAUCGAAACCACCUAUAUUGAACAUGAUUCCGCCAUCAACUUGAAGCUUGUCGAGGAUGGUUUGGUAUCGGGCAAAGCGAUUAUCUCCUAUGUGAGGUGUUCAGAUGUCACCUCAUGUACUGCUUGGGGCAUCGGAAUAGAUGAAAAUGGAGUGCGUGCAUCUAUGAAAGCUCUUCUCCAAGUUGCAACAACUGUGAGUUCAUUCCAAGGUUAG